UGCUACUUCUACUUCUCCAAUUUCUCCGUGUCAGCCUUAGCACAUCAGCUGUCCUGUCACCUCUAGACAUGUCACUGCCCCUCAUUCAAGAAGCAGUUUAGCAUUUCUGUAUCUGAGAUGUAAGGGACUGAUCUCUAUCUCUGUUAUACGACUCUGUGGCUCUAGUUCCCUGAGCAACCCAGUGGACCUCCAUCAAACAGCAAGAGGUACAAAAGUUGAAACAAAUGUUCAAGAAAAAAAAGAAAGAUAAGAAUGAGUCUGGAGACCAAGAGGCUCAACCAAAUGGAGAGUUGCCAAAUUCUGGACCUAUAAUUUAUUACAUUUAUGAAUCUGAGGAAGAGGACGAUGAAGAUGAUAAGAAAGAAGAACCUCUGCCAGAGCCUCCUCGGCCAGUUAACGACAAGCCCCAUAAAUUCAAAGAUCACUACCUGAAGAAGCCAAAAUUCUGUGAUGUGUGUGCAAGGAUGAUUGUCUUAAAUAACAAGUUUGGAUUGAGAUGCAAAAACUGCAAAACCAACAUCCAUCAUCACUGCCAGCCCUAUGUGGAGUUUCAGAAAUGUUUUGGGAAAAUACCUCCAGGUUUUCGACGUGCAUACAGCUCCCCGUUGUACAGUAAUCAACAAUAUGCAUGUGUAAAGGAACUUCUGCCUUUUUCUGCAGCAAAUCGCACUGAUCCUGUGUUCGAUACAUUGAGGACGGGAGUCAUCAUGGCAAAUAAAGAAAGAAAGAAAGGGCAAGAUGACAAGAAAAAUCCUGCUGCUAUGAUUGAUGAAGAGCCUGAGCCACCAAAGCAAGAAGAGGGUAAACAGGACGGAGAUACCACUGAUGGUGACAAGAAAGGUGAUAAGAACUCGCAGGAUGCUAAGAAUAAGAAGGCACAGCCAGGAGUUCGAGGAGGUUUCAUGCAGUCACAUUAUUUUGUAGCAUUGUAUCGCUUUAAAGCUCUGGAAAAGGAUGACCUUGAUUUUCAAGCUGGAGACAGAAUCGCAGUUAUUGAUGACUCUAAUGAAGAAUGGUGGCGGGGCAAGAUUGGGGAAAAAACUGGAUACUUUCCAGCUAACUUCAUUAUCCGAGUACGAGCAGGAGAAAGAGUAUACAAAGUAACCCGUUCUUUUGUUGGAAACCGAGAAAUUGGACAGAUCACGCUAAAGAAAGACCAGAUUGUUGUACAAAAAGGAGAAGAGUUAAAUGGUUACAUAAAAGUCUUGACUGGACGGAAGGUAGGACUUUUCCCAGUAGACUUUCUUCAGGAAAUCUGAAGCGGGGGAAGAAAUACAGUAUUUCAUAUGGAGAAAGAGAGCAUUAUAGUGAAUCAUAGUUCUCAGCUGGAUUUCUGAGCACCUAAAGUGGUAAUGAUUCCACCAAGAACUGCAGCUCACUUUUAAUGCUGUGAUUGUGGAUACUGAGAUGAAAUCUUCCUCAUGUUGCUCUUCGUGGAUUCCACAAUGUCUGCUUGGUAUGACCUUGUACAAGUGAGAGCAACCAGACCAAAGUCUAGGAGUAAGUCUGACCAAUGGUUCCCUGAAAAAACCACAAUCAGAAUUCAUCAAAAGGAAUAAGGUAAUACCUACAGAAGUUAUUAUUCACAUGAAGGAAAUAGAACACGCUGGUUCAAGUGCAAAUGUUUUGCGCCAUACAGUAUUAAUGAAAUUGACUCAUAAUGGAAAAAUUCAU
This is a messenger RNA of Spea bombifrons (plains spadefoot toad), 1674 nucleotides long. RefSeq names its product SH3 and cysteine rich domain 3 (gene STAC3). The record is from RefSeq and is a predicted model, not a curated record. Gene Ontology annotation, molecular function: protein binding. Bases 225 to 1259 code for a protein of 344 amino acids. Lineage: Eukaryota; Metazoa; Chordata; Amphibia; Anura; Pelobatidae. Gene Ontology annotation, cellular component: extrinsic component of cytoplasmic side of plasma membrane. The transcript has 11 exons. Gene Ontology annotation, biological process: positive regulation of voltage-gated calcium channel activity; skeletal muscle contraction; positive regulation of protein localization to plasma membrane.